AUUGGAUGGAACAAUGUUAUCAGAUCUCUACAGGCAAACACACGGAGUGUAUAAAAUGAGCUGCUCUUAGGGAAAGCAGCACUUCUCCUCCACCCGCCUUCCAAGAGCAAUGGAUCUCAAAGUGACCUGUGUGCUCUCCGUCAUUCUUGUCAUAGCCCUCAGCACCUUGGCAGGUGCUGUACCAACAAAAUGCCAGUGUAAAACGGAGCCCAAGGAGAGGAAGAACUGUGGCUACCCAGGAAUCACAGCACAGCAGUGCAGGAAAGCUGGGUGCUGCUUCAACUCUUCAGUCCCUGGCGUUCCCUGGUGCUUUUCUCCUAAAGCAAAGAAAGUUAGGAAAGUAUGUCCCGCCGAUGCUCACGCCAGGAUAAACUGUGGCUUCCCCGGCAUCACGGCAAAGGAAUGCGAAAAGAAAGGGUGCUGCUUCAGGUCACAGCCCGCUGGUGUCCCCUGGUGCUUCUACCACCGUGUGGUGGAGGAAGCUUGUUAAGUGAGAAACUUUCAACAAGAACUCUGUCAUCGUUGGACCUACACUAAAGCGAAGCAAAAGCCGGAGGUCCCAACUCAGACUUUAUAGUUUGCAACAGCUAUGUUUUCUAGGUAAUUUUUACCUUGGAUUAACUCCUUUCUGACAAAAAGUUACUUGCUGCUUUUAUUCUUUUAGUAGACUAGUACCGUGCGGGUUUUCACUGUAAUAAAAGAACAACGAUGUAA
Molecule: messenger RNA, 714 nt
Organism: Strigops habroptila (Kakapo)
Lineage: Eukaryota; Metazoa; Chordata; Aves; Psittaciformes; Psittacidae
Product: trefoil factor 2-like
Exons: 4
Coding region: 110-490 (126 amino acids)
Biological process (GO): maintenance of gastrointestinal epithelium
Source: RefSeq, a predicted model, not a curated record